Molecule: messenger RNA, 1068 nt
Organism: Penicillium mononematosum
Lineage: Eukaryota; Fungi; Ascomycota; Eurotiomycetes; Eurotiales; Aspergillaceae
Product: alpha/beta hydrolase
Exons: 3
Coding region: 1-1068 (355 amino acids)
Molecular function (GO): hydrolase activity
Source: RefSeq, a predicted model, not a curated record
AUGGACUUCUCUCAGUACCAGGGACCUGUUGCGGAGUGGGAGGAAUUCGUGCGCUCGACCGGAUUUGCCCAGCCGCCAGCAGCCACGAUUAAACCGCAAGAGCUCCGCACGGUGACGAAUUCGGUGCGUGUUGCCGGGGCGCAGAAAAUAUUGAAAGAGACACCAGGCCUCCUGGAAACGGUCACUUGGCGGGACUACUCCAUUUUGACAAGGGACUUCCAAAACAUCACUGCCCGGGUUUACAAACCAAGAAAGCCCGACGCCGAAUCAACGCUGCUACCGGUCCAGCUGUAUUUUCAUGGAGGAGGGUAUCUUUUUGGCACCGUUGAGACGGAAGACGCGAGCCGCGCGCGAUUAGUGGCUUCGUAUCCGAGCCCUGGCUGCAUUGUGGUCAGUGUAAACUACAGGCAUACACCCGAGUAUUCGUGGCCAACCCAGUUCAACGAUGCAUGGGACUCGUUUGAGUGGCUGACAGCCCACAUCUCUGAUAUCGGCGGAGACCCUUCUCAACUCAUUGUGAGUGGGAUCUCCGCAGGCGCCGGACUCGCAGCAGCGGUUGUGACCAAACACAAUGAACUGGCGCAGGCUGACCGGUUGAACGGACUCCUUCUUAUCAAAGGCCAAAUUCUGUGCUGUCCAUGGUUGCUUCAUCCAUCCACAAAUCCGUUUCCUAAAACCGAAUUCUCGUCGUUCACGCAGAACCAGCUCGCGCCUGUCCUCCCCUGGUCGUCUCUGAAACGAUUUGCGGAUCUUCUCGGGCCCGCUGCAGUCAAUGAUGCAUACUUCAACACGGCCCUCAAUGAGUCGGAAAAGCUUAAGGGAAUGCCCAAGACUUGCUUCCUGGUAGCGGGGCAGGACCUCCUGAGAGACGAAGGGCUCACUUAUGCCGAGAAACUGAAGGAAAAUGGGGUCCCGACCAAGGUACAUAUAUUUCCCGGCUUGCCCCACGGAUUUCGGAUAUUUGCAGAUCUACCAUCAGGACAGCGGUGGGACACUGUACUCGAGGAAAACAUGCAGUGGUGCCUCUCUCAGGAUACCUCGUCUUCAAGCCAUGUCGAAAUCCACUAG